AUGGCCUCUCGGUUCGUGCUUCCUGCCUCUAUCGACCACUCCCGCCGUGCGACCUCGGCACACGGCGCCGUGCAAGCCAGGCCGUGCGACCCCGGCACACGGCGCCGCGCGUUCCCGGUGAGGCAGCCGGGCGGCGCCUGCUCUAGGUCUUACGUCGAGGGCAUCGCGAUCUUUGUCAUCGUCCUGUUGAACGCAGGCAUCGCGGCCGUCACCGAGAAUUCCGCCAACGACGCGCUGGAGAAGCUGGCAAAGAUGACCGCCCCGGACUCUACCUGCAUCCGCGAUGGGACCGAGAAGAAGGUCAAGACAACCGCGGUCGUGCCCGGCGACAUGGUUCUGCUGUCCGUUGGUGACGUCGUGCCGGCUGACAUGCGCAUGCUCGCGGCGGCCGACCUGAAGGUGAGCGAGAUGCCGCUGACAGGCGAACCGGACGAUGUAGCCAAGAAAGCCCAGGUCCCCAAGAAGGCCGCUGCGGGCGAGGAGGCAAAGCUCCGUCCGGAGAACGUCUGCUAUUCGGGCUGCGAGGUGAAGAGCGGCAACGGCAAGGGCAUCGUCAUCCGCACCGCCAUGGACACGGAGGUCGGCAAGAUCGCCGGCAUGAUGACGGCCGACAACGAGGGGGGCAAGACCUGCGGCUGCCUGCCCGACACCACUGGCAACAUGACGCCCCUGCAGGAGAGUCUGCAGCGCCUCGGAGUGAAGAUCGGCGGCAUGGCGAUCGGCGUGUGCGUCUUCGUGUUCAUCGUGGGCCUGCUGCGCCAGACGAAGGAUCCCGAGGACGAGGAUAAGCCCACCUGGCUGUACAUGAUCCUGGUCUCCGUGACGCUGGCGGUGGCCGCGAUUCCCGAGGGCAUCCCUCUUUGCGUGACGAUCUCUCUGUCGUUCGGCUCCACGGAGAUGCAGAAGAAACAGGUGCUCGUGAGGAAGCUGGCCGCCGUGGAGACGCUGGGCAGCGCCUCGAUCAUCUGCACGGACAAGACGGGCACCCUCACGGAGGGCAAGAUGCGGACCGUGAAGCUGUGGUCGGCGCAGGAGUUCUUUGACAUCGAGGGCUCCGGCUUCGUUCCUGAGGGAAGGAUCUUGAACAAAGACAACCAGGACGCCAAGGAGAACCCCUCCGUUCGUACCACGCUGCUGUCGUGCUUGCUGAACAGCAACGCGCGCAUCGAGAAGGAGACGCUGCCCACUGGGGGCAUCAAGUGGAACCCGGUGGGCAACUCUUCCGAGGCGCCGCUCGUGGUGGCCGCGCAGAAGAUCGAUCUCACGCCCGAGAAGGGGCAGAAGAUGUUCCCUCGCCUGUUCGAGGUACCCUUCUCCUCGUCGCGGAAGAUGAUGCUCACCGCGCACGACUGCUCCUCGCAGACCGCGCUCGCGGGCCUGAAGCUCACCAGCGGCUCGAAGGUGCUCACCGUUGUCAAGGGCGCCCCCGACCGGGUGCUGAAGGUGUGCAGCAGGUGGGCGCGCAAGGACGGCGAGACGGAGGAAUUCACCCAGCAGAUGCGGGACGAGGUCAUGAGCGCCAACAACAGCUUCGCCUCCGAGGCCCUGCGAGUGCUCGCCAUCGCCGUGGCCCCGCUCCAGGAGCUCGGCUUCGACGGGGCAGACCAGGACAUCGGCGCCGAAGAGAGGUUGGAGGCGCUGUGCAAGGACCUGACGUUCGUGGGCCUCGUCGCCAACAUGGACCCCGCGCGCAAGGGGGUGGACCAGGCCGUGCUGGACGCUAUCGGCGGCCACAUCCGUGUCAUUAUGAUCACUGGCGACUACCUGAAGACCGCCGUGGCCAUCGCGAAGUCCAUCAAUAUCUUGGACAAGAACGACGACGAGAGCAAGGCUGUUGACUGUGGGUCGCUCCGCCCGGACGGCAAGAAUUACAUCUCAGACGAAGCUAUGGACGACCUCACCAACCAAAUGUGCGUGUUCGCGCGCGCCCAGCCUGAAGACAAGUUGCAGAUCGUGAAGUCCCUGCAGCGCCAGAAGAAGGUCAGUGCCAUGACCGGCGACGGCGUCAACGACGCGCCGGCCCUCAACGCAGCCGACAUCGGCGUCGCCAUGGGCAUCCAGGGCACCGAGGUCGCCAAGGGGGCGUCGGACAUGAUCCUGACCGACGACGACUUCUGCUCCAUCGUCGCCGCUGUGGAGAAGGGGCGCGUCAUCUACUCGGGCAUCCAGAAGUUCGUGGCCUUUAUCAUGUCGGUGCACAUCGCGGAGGUGAUGCAGAUCUUCUUCUGCGUCGUCGUGGGCCUCCCCAUGAUGCGCCAGCCCGUGCAGAUCCUGUUCCUCAUCCUUGUGACGGACCUGCCCCCCUCCGUCGCGCUGGGCAUGGAGCCCGGCCAGGCGGGUAUCCUGAAGGAGUGGCCCCGACCGAGGAGUCAGAACAUCGUGCUCAUGUGGAUGUGGGUCAGCAUCGUGAUCAACGGCGCCAUCCUCUCCCUGGUGAUCAUCUGCGUCUACUUCUGGGCCCUGAACUUCUACGUGGGCUUCUUCUGGCAGUCCGACAUGGCGGACAUCAAGAGGGAACAGGACCUUAUUGUGGCGACUGGCGGGAGCGUGCCCACCGAGGAGACCAUAGGCCACAAGCUCAUGCAGGCGCGCACCUGCGCAUUCAUCUCCCUCGUGUGGGCCGAGAACGUGCGCUCAUACGUUUCCCGCUCGUUCGACCGGCCGGUCUGGGUCGAGAUGUUCCGCAACGGGAAGAUGCAGAUUGCCAUCUGCAUGGCACAGGUCGCCCUCUACGCCGCCAUCUUCAUUCCCGGGCUCUCCGAUACCAUCCUGCAGCUCAACGGCACGAUCAUCGGCUGGGAGGGCUGGGUCGCGGCCUUCCUGGGAGCGCUGGGCUGCCUGGUGCUCUGCGAGUUCUUCAAGCUCUUCACAGGCAUCCAGAAGAAAAAGUUCGACGACGAGAUGGUCGCGGCAUCCCUGCGAGAGGAGGAGAAGAGGCUGGCCGUGGUGAAGGCGAACUCUGCCAAGCGCGAGCAGAAGACCCCCGUCGCCGAGACGCCAGCGCCUGCGCCCGCGCCCAAGGAGCCCGCGCUCUCCACGGUCAUCCCAGCCCAGGCGGCCGAGGCGGUCGAGGGCAACGGCACCAAGGUGGUGCCCCAGGACGCGAAGUCCCCCAACGGCACAACCCCGAACGGCACCAGGAAGCCUGGCGGCUGCGCCGGCCUGUGCAUGCCCGCGAGCGCUCUCUUCUGA
Prorocentrum cordatum is the source of this 3192-nucleotide messenger RNA. The record is from the annotation of a GenBank genome assembly. NCBI's taxonomy places the organism in Eukaryota, Dinophyceae, Prorocentrales, Prorocentraceae.